GUCUUACUAUAGACAGAAUAUCCUUUUAUGCUUGAUGCAUGAAACCAUUACCUACACAUGUGAACAUACUUGGAGCUUUCGCCCCAGAAGGUAUCGAUUUCCAGCGAACUGAAUCAUUCGCUAAAUGGCAAAGGCUCGAACUACACCUGGCGGAAUUACGGCCUGGACAUUCCACGAGGGAACAAAGCAGGUCCCCACAGUAUAAAAAGGCCCCCACGGAACGCCGAUCAGCUUCAACCUGUGGCCACAUCCAACGACGUGUACUUGUCUCCUGCAAACCUGGUGAGAAGAGGUAUACUUCGGAAAGUUCGUGAAAGCUCGUGAAAGAAGUUCUGCUGUGUGAAAAUUGCUUCAUUCCUGACGAAUAUUUGGAUACCACUGCUCGAGAUGGCUUCGAUUCUGCCUGCAGCGCUGGGAGGUGGCGAGAGUGACCGAGUCCUGAAAUCGAUGGACGCGAACCGGUAUGCCACCAAGAAGACGAUCGCCCAGGGUAUGCUGGACAUUGCCCUGUUGACGGCCAACGCGUCCCAGCUCAAGUACAUCCUGCAGGUCGGAGAAAAGCACGAAUUCUACACCCUGAUGCUGACUCUGAUUAGUAUCUCAAUCAUACUGCAGAUUGCCCAAGGCGUCGCCUGUAUCGUGUUGGCCAACUUCGACAUCAACAAGGAGACCAACCACAAGGUCGCCAACAUGGUCCAGAACAUUUCGCUUGGCUUCAAUAUGUCCACGGUGGUGAUCAACAUUAUGAUUAACGCCCUCGAGGUCAAGCAGAUGAGCGACCAGGGACCCCACUUUCCGGCAGACAGCAUCAAAAGUGACUAGUUAACCCGCUCGCGCAAUCAAAAUUCUGACAUGGCUUUCAAUGAUCUGAUCUCGAAACGAAAUACGGAAACCAAAUAUUAUUACCAAUGUUUAGCUUAGAGGGUAGCGAAAUUUUAGAGCAAACAAUGUAACUUGUGGACUUUGUAAUAUAACCAUGUAUUAAAAUUUUUGAAAUAAAACAGGAUACGGCAAA
Culex quinquefasciatus (southern house mosquito) is the source of this 1015-nucleotide messenger RNA. RefSeq names its product ninjurin-2. The transcript has 3 exons. Gene Ontology annotation, cellular component: membrane. The coding region runs from base 388 to 822 and encodes 144 amino acids. The record is from RefSeq and is a predicted model, not a curated record. Gene Ontology annotation, biological process: tissue regeneration; cell adhesion. Lineage: Eukaryota; Metazoa; Arthropoda; Insecta; Diptera; Culicidae.